Messenger RNA from Brachypodium distachyon (stiff brome), 2192 nucleotides. Its product is annotated as aspartic proteinase nepenthesin-1. The record is from RefSeq and is a predicted model, not a curated record. The transcript has a single exon. Gene Ontology annotation, biological process: proteolysis. Gene Ontology annotation, molecular function: aspartic-type endopeptidase activity. Gene Ontology annotation, cellular component: extracellular region. Bases 474 to 1802 code for a protein of 442 amino acids. Lineage: Eukaryota; Viridiplantae; Streptophyta; Magnoliopsida; Poales; Poaceae.
AAGCCCUGUGAUCAAAAUCUCAACCAUUUGAACCUAAAAGGGAAUGCACCCGGUUACACACAGCAAAGCAAAGUUUCCAUCAUCGUGGCGCCAAGCGCCAUGGAGAAGCUAGCAGUUAGCAAAAGUUGUCACCUCAAAAUAAUUGCAUACCUGUCAAAAUAAAUAAUCAUUGUAUCAGUCUCCUACACGGCUCGCUUUGAUCAGCUCGCUGACCGGCACUAGCUUCCACCUCUUCUCAGUCUUCCUGCCGGCCUUCUCUGUCUUGCUUGAAGAUAAAACUGCAAGGAAUCGUUUCGAGUUUUGGAUACGGGUCAUAGCUAGAGCAAACCUAACUGUAACCACCAAAAUACCAAAUCAUAGUUUUAUAUGGUGGCGAAUAUAAAUCCAGCCUUUGAGCGAUACGAAGGACCGAUCAUUAAGCAUUAGCUUUUCUCUCUUCCUUGCGCGCACUUGUCGAAAGCGAAAACGGAAGCAUGGAGCCGCGCCGAUUGCUUCUACUGGUGUCCAUGGCGAUCGUCCUCGCCGCGGCAUCAUCCCACCCUGCAGCAGGGCUCCUCGACGGCCUGCGCGUGCCCCUGACGCACGUGGACGCGCACGGAAACUACACGAAGCUGCAGCUGCUGCGGCGGGCGGCGAGGCGGAGCCACCACCGCAUGUCCCGGCUCGUCGCGCGGACGGCCACCGGCUCGGUCAAGGCAGCAGCCGCGCCCGACCUGCAGGUGCCCGUGCACGCGGGGAACGGCGAGUUCCUGAUGGACAUGUCCAUCGGCACGCCGGCGCUGGCGUACGCGGCCAUCGUGGACACGGGCAGCGACCUGGUGUGGACGCAGUGCAAGCCCUGCGUGGAGUGCUUCAACCAGAGCACGCCCGUGUUCGACCCUUCCUCGUCCUCCACCUACUCCACGCUCCCGUGCUCCAGCUCGUUAUGCAGCGACCUGCCCACCUCGACGUGCACGUCGGCGGCCAAAGACUGCGGCUACACGUACACCUACGGCGACGCCUCGUCGACGCAGGGCGUGCUGGCGGCCGAGACCUUCACGCUGGCCAAGACGAAGCUCCCGGGGGUCGCCUUCGGGUGCGGCGACACGAACGAGGGCGACGGGUUCACGCAGGGGGCCGGGCUCGUGGGCCUGGGCCGCGGCCCGCUGUCCCUCGUCUCCCAGCUCGGCCUCGGCAAGUUCUCCUACUGCCUCACCUCCCUCGACGACACCAGCAAGAGCCCGCUCCUCCUGGGCUCCCUCGCCGCCAUCUCCACCGACACGGCGUCAGCGGCAGCGAUCCAGACGACCCCGCUGAUCAAGAACCCGAGCCAGCCGUCCUUCUACUACGUGACGCUCAAGGCGCUCACGGUGGGCAGCACGCGGAUCCCGCUCCCGGGGUCGGCGUUCGCGGUGCAGGACGACGGCACGGGUGGCGUGAUCGUGGACUCGGGGACGUCCAUCACGUACCUGGAGCUGCAGGGGUACAGGCCGCUGAAGAAGGCGUUCGCGGCGCAGAUGAAGCUCCCCGUGGCCGACGGGUCGGCCGUCGGGCUCGACCUCUGCUUCAAGGCGCCCGCGUCCGGGGUGGACGACGUGGAGGUGCCGAAGCUCGUGCUGCACUUCGACGGCGGCGCCGACCUGGACCUGCCGGCGGAGAACUACAUGGUGCUCGACUCGGCCUCCGGCGCGCUCUGCCUCACGGUCAUGGGGUCCCGGGGCCUGUCCAUCAUCGGCAACUUCCAGCAGCAGAACAUCCAGUUCGUGUACGAUGUUGACAAGGACACGCUGUCCUUUGCGCCCGUGCAGUGCGCCAAGUUGUGACUUGUCACCGCGCGCGGGGCGCACCCGUAUGUUGUAUGUACGUACGUGAUGAUGUGCGGUGUGCCGUAACAUUCUUAGCCGUAGGCCGAACCGGGUAUAUAUAUCUGUGGAUGGAUCGAUGUGCAGCGUGUUAAUAUUUGGUUUCCGAUCGGGUCGAUCAGCUGUGUACGUACGUACGUGCACCGUUGCAUUUAGCUCGUCUCGCACGCUCGCUCCUGGACGUGGAGUACUCGAUCGUACGCGUACGCGUAUCUGAUGGAGUAUUCUGAUGACUGAUGGGACGGGCAAUGGGAUGGAUGAGAUGGAUAUUUGUUUAUGACCGCUGGUUUGUUAUUGGUCCAGUCUCCAGUACUUUUUUUGAAGGACAGUCUCCAGUACUUGUUCGUGCUA